GACAUUCAAAUAGGUCGACAAGUCGGCUCUGCAAGGCGAGAUGACCGCCUGGGUUAACUGUCUGAUGGCUCUGUCAUUCCUGAUAGUUGUGUCUUGGGUGAAAGAAAGCUAUGGGCAGGAGACAGAAGCCACCUGCUGUGCACAGCUAAAGGGCUUAUCUCAGUGUGGAGCAGACAAGGUGUUCCUCCAGGGCCAGCCGGGCACACCAGGAAUUCCUGGUGUGCCAGGAACAAGCGGAUUGCCUGGAGCUAAGGGUGACACAGGCCCUCAGGGGCCCCCAGGGGAGAGAGGAUCUGCUGGAGCAACUGGGAAAGCUGGACCCAAGGGAGAUAAAGGAGACCAAGGAGAUUCAUGCAGCUGUACCAGCAGCCAGCAGCAAGAGACCAGAACCAGAAGCUGCAAAGAGCUUCUCGAACUCGGAGAGACACUGAAUGGCUGGUACACGAUCUAUCCAGUCCCCAGUAAAGCAAUGACUGUCUUCUGUGACAUGGAGACUGAUGGCGGAGGAUGGCUGGUAUUCCAGAGGCGGCAGGAUGGAUCAGUGGAUUUCUACCGUGGGUGGCAGUCCUACAAGAAAGGUUUUGGGAACCACGCUUCAGAAUUCUGGCUGGGCAAUGAUAAAAUCCAUCUUCUCACAAAUUCUGGAGUACAGCAGCUACGGAUUGAUACCAGGGACUUCAAUGACACUAACACUUAUGCUGCAUAUACCACUUUCCGCAUCUUGAGCGAGGAGGAAAACUACCGUCUACAAGUGGGAUCAUACUUAGGUGGUAACAUGGGUGAUUCCUUCUCCUCGCAUAACGGCAUGAACUUCUCUACCCUGGACAAGGAUAAUGACAUCCAUGAGACAGGAAGCUGUGCUGUAUCCUACAAGGGUGCCUGGUGGUAUAGUGUCUGCCACUCUUCUAAUCUGAAUGGCCUGUACCUCAAAGGCGAACACACUUCUUAUGCCAAUGGCAUCAACUGGGCUGCAGGGAAGGGGCACCAUUAUUCGUACAAAUAUGCAGAUAUGAAAAUUAGACCACAGUAGAUGGAUCCGGCACUUCAGGCUCUGUGUGGCCCUAGUGGAUCUGCUCCAUGUAUUUACUGGCACACGAACUCCCAUCUGAACGCUAAGCUUCACAGUGCAGUCACGCAAGACUGGCACUUGCCGAUUCAGUGCUCCUGUGUGCUUCGGAGAUAAUCUGCAGUACCUGCAGGACCACUGUGUUCCCUGUGCUCCCAGCUGUCUCUCGAGAUCACCAUUUGAGGCCAUGUUCCAUCACCUUCCAGUUUCUGAGGGGAACAGCCGCUAGAGGAACCCCUUUUUCCAUUGUAGCACUUAGUUUUCGAAUGCCCACCUUUUCAGUGCUUGAAUGGCUCCAGAUUGGCUCUGUGUGGUGAAGAUAUUUGUUCUCUCAGGUUUUUCAGUGAGUGGUUCUGACCCCACCCCCACCACCGAUGUUUUGAUCUUAAGUCUGCUGUUUUUAAAUUUUUUUUCUACUAAAUUGCUGAUUGUAAUGUUCUGUACUGUUGUUGUUUUUUUUGUGAAGUGUGUAUUUUAUUACUGGGCUUUUUAAGCUCCCUCAGGAUCAAUUUUUGGGUUGAUAGGAAGGAUGCAAAUAUUUAAAUAAAUAUUCUCCCAUAUAAUUUGGGCUCUGUUUUUGUAACUGACACAACUGAAACCUUAAGUUGCCUAAUCAGGAAUAGGUCAGCUUGUUAGCCAAAUUGCCUUAAAUUCUUAAUUGAUAUUGGUGAAGUUAUGAUUAUUAAUUGGCG
Molecule: messenger RNA, 1758 nt
Organism: Gekko japonicus
Lineage: Eukaryota; Metazoa; Chordata; Lepidosauria; Squamata; Gekkonidae
Product: veficolin-1-like
Exons: 8
Coding region: 41-1030 (329 amino acids)
Source: RefSeq, a predicted model, not a curated record